Messenger RNA from Medicago truncatula (barrel medic), 811 nucleotides. RefSeq names its product 14 kDa proline-rich protein DC2.15. Lineage: Eukaryota; Viridiplantae; Streptophyta; Magnoliopsida; Fabales; Fabaceae. The record is from RefSeq and is a predicted model, not a curated record. The coding region runs from base 88 to 459 and encodes 123 amino acids. The transcript has a single exon.
GCCCCCUCUUAUUCCUCUCAAACAUCAUCACUCACUCACUCAUACACCAAAUCAAACUAAAGAGUAUUAGCACCUCAAUCAUUCCAAAUGGCUUCCAAGGUUGCUAUGCUCCUUUGCCUCAACAUCCUAUUUUUCACUGUGGUAAGCUCAACAUAUGUUCCAUGUCCCCCACCACCUCACAAAGAUCACAGCCACAAACACCCAACUUGUCCUAGAGACACAAUUAAGUUUGGUGUGUGUGCUGAUGUAUUGGGUUUGAUUAAUGUUGAACUUGGUAAGCCACCAAAGACACCAUGCUGCUCUCUCAUUGAUGAUCUUGCUAAUCUUGAAGCUGCUGUGUGCCUUUGCACUGCUCUUAAGGCUAAUGUCUUAGGCAUUAACCUUAAUCUUCCCAUUAAUUUGAGCUUGGUUCUUAACUAUUGUGGAAAGGGAGUUCCAAAGGGUUUCGUGUGCGCUUAAUAUGAUUGUGUCACACUAUAUUUUUUAUUCUUCAUGUGGUGUGUGGAUUUUGUACUUUUUGGUAUAUUCUCUCUAGCACUUGUUAUUUAUUUUUGCCAAUGAACAUUUCGUUCAUACUUGAUUAUCAUCAUUAUUAUUGUGAUGGUUUGAAAUUGAAGCAUCUUUGUCUUCUUUUUCAUAGCCUCACUAUAGUGACAAGUAAUUUGUAUUCCAUCUAAGUGAAAUUUCUUGUAUUAAUAAAAAUUCUAUAUGUUUAAGCGAAAAUUCUAUGGUGUGUUGAUUCUCGAGAUUGUUCUAAGUAGAAAUGUAUUAUGGUUUGAAAUGUAAGUGUGUUUCUCUCUUCCAAAAACAA